AUGCGGUCAAUCUAUUGUCAUCUUGCCUUCUUCCCACUGUUCUUGGAGCCCAUACUCUCAACCCCUACUGAAGCCCAAUAUUUUCCACCUGUAUCUCAAGGAGUGGUGACUUUACAAUCAAAGUUCCACGAAGGCAUUACAAUUUCAUACAAGGAACCCGGAAUCUGUGAGACGACCCCUGGGGUGAAGUCUUAUUCAGGUUAUGUUCAUCUGCCCGCUGGAUUUCUUCAGGCUGAUUGGGAGGAUUCGCAAGAUUACCCGAUCAAUACCUUUUUCUGGUUCUUCGAGUCUCGGAAGGAUCCAGCAAAUGCUCCUCUCUCUAUAUGGCUAAAUGGCGGCCCUGGAGGCUCAUCUAUGAUGGGUCUUCUGCAGGAGAAUGGGCCCUGCUUCGUCGGGAGUGAUUCCAACUCCACAUACCUGAAUCCGUAUUCAUGGAACAACGAAGUCAACAUGCUCUACAUUGACCAGCCAGUCCAAGCCGGCUUCUCGUAUGACGUGGCCACCAAGUGUACUGUUAAUCUAAUCAGUGAAGAUGAUUUCAGGCCUCAAACUCAGGUGGGAGACUUCUCCCAAGGUGUGCCUAUCCAGAACACCACCUUCCUUAUCGGCACGAUGGGAAGCCAGUCGAAGAGGAGCACUGCAAAUACGACAGCUCAUGCAGCACACGCAAUUUGGCAUUUUGCACAGACAUGGUUCGAGGAAUUCCCGUUCUACAAGCCGAAUGACGAAAAAAUAAAUAUCUGGACUGAAAGCUACGGAGGGAGGUACGGGCCAGGCUUCGCAUCUUUCUUUGAAGAACAGAAUGAGAAGAUUGCAAACGGUGCUAUCGCUGGUCCUGGUGCCCAUUAUCUUCACCUCGAUACACUUGGGAUCAUUAAUGGGUGUAUUGAUAGAGUAUGCUUAGCGAUGGGCUACGCCGACAUGGCAUAUAAUAACACGUACGGCAUUCAAGCCUACAGCGAGAGUAUGUACCAAAAGACAGUGGAGAACUACACGGCUCCGGGAGGAUGCCAAGACAAGCUCCUAAAAUGCCGCGAACUGGCUGCUGAACGAGAUCCCAAGAAUCUUGGUGGCGACGAGGAAGUCAAUGCUAUAUGCUUAGAAGUAAGAGACUGUUAUAACGCGAUAUUGACGAACCCCUAUCUAGAUACAAACAACUAUGGAUGGUAUGAUAUCGCCCAUCCGAGAGCCGACCCGACUCCCGAACCAUAUUUGCGUGGCUUCUUGAACCAGCAUUGGGUUCAGAGUGCUCUUGGCGUGCCAGUAAACUAUACAGCUAGUUCUCAAGCUGUCAGCGGUGCCUUCUCCGACACUAGUGACUUCUCACGCUCCGAUUCUCUCGAGCAAAUCACCUAUCUGUUGGAGAAGGGUGUUAAAGUUUCCUUGGUGUAUGGAGACCGGGAUUUUGCUUGCAAUUGGAUCGCUGGAGAACGAACCUCACUUGCGAUCGAGUAUUCAGGAAGUGCUGAAUUUCGCGGGGCCGGAUAUAUGCCAAUCAUCACCAAUUCCACUUAUAUUGGUGGGCAGGUCCGUCAAUACGGGAAUCUCUCGUUCUCAAGAGUCUACCAAGCUGGACAUGAAGUUCCUUGGUAUCAGCCGGAAACUGCUUAUGAGUUGUUCAUGAGAGCCCUGUUCAACAAGGACAUGGCUACAGGUCUGUUGCCCAUACGGGAUGACUACCAGACCGUUGGUCCGGCCUCAACUUGGCACAUCAAGAACGAAAUUCCUGAGCGGCCAGAGCCGGUUUGUUAUAUCUUGGCACCCAGUACCUGCACUAAAGAGCAAUAUGAUACAGUUAUUAAUGGAACGGCGAUAAUUGAAAAUUACAUAGUGGUCGGUGCCACGGAGUAAGAUACGAAAAUUGGAUAUGGCCAGAAGAUGUUUGGCGGAGAUAGAUAAGAUUUAGAUCUCGCUAUUCUUCGGCUUUCGCCAGUUAAAAAGGGAUGUUUCUGCUCGUAGAGAGCCA
Molecule: messenger RNA, 1966 nt
Organism: Amorphotheca resinae ATCC 22711
Lineage: Eukaryota; Fungi; Ascomycota; Leotiomycetes; Helotiales; Amorphothecaceae
Exons: 6
Coding region: 1-1851 (616 amino acids)
Biological process (GO): proteolysis
Cellular component (GO): fungal-type vacuole
Molecular function (GO): serine-type carboxypeptidase activity
Source: RefSeq, a predicted model, not a curated record